AUGGCGCGAUCCGCCCUUAUAUACAUUGUGGACAUUUUUAUGUAUAGAAUGGGACGAAGAUACCACUGCUCGAUAAGUUUGCUUCUUUAUUUCAUUCAAUAUCAGCACGUUUUCCAUGUCACGAAAGGUGACCUUUGUUCCGUUGACAUAUGUAAAUCCCAGGGUAAUACCCCACAGUGCCCGGAAGGACAUGGGGUCAUUCUUCUGCGAGAUGUCCUCAUUUCUUCUGGAAGUUCUCCAGCAUUGGGGUCCUGCACCAAAGCUGGGGUUUUCAAUCUGCUGGCCAAAGUGUGUAACGCAAGAACUUCGUGUCAAGAACAUUUACUAAGACAAAUACAGAGACAGUGCUGCCAAAUGACGCCAGAGUUUAAAGCCUCGGAGAAAAUGGAGGUGAUUUACAACUGUAUACAAGAGAACAGAAUAUACGACGUUUGUUCUGGUCAUCGACUUCCCGUACCUGAUUUUCACCGACAUGUUCUCAGCCCAAAUUUCACAGACGAGCCUGCAAGACGAGACAUCGUCAAGUUACCUUUCUGCCAAUGGAGUAUCCCGAUUCCAAGUGGCAACAGACUAACACUGAGCGUCAACGAUCUCUACGUUGGACCAGGCGCAUCGUGUGAAGGGGAGACGUCAUUUAGGCUUCAGUUCAUGGACACUUCUGGGUCUUAUCAGCACCUGCCUGCCUCCGUGCUCUGUGGGACAUCAGGUGUUCCCUCGGGUGUCGAGGAAUCUUAUUCCCAUGAACCCAUCUUAUUGCCCGAAGGGUCCAGGAGAGCCGUAGUCUGGUUCACACCUGUCAAUCCUAAAGAACGACUGUGGUUUUCUUAUCAAUUCACCGAUGCCAAGAAAGCAGAUAUAGAAUACAAUAUUCCAAGCCAACUUGGAUGUGGGUCUCAUCGAUAUGUAAAACCUACCACAAAGGCAACGACAAUGACAACGACAACAACAACUUCAGAGAUUCCUUACCAGUCUACUUCACGGGCUUAUCAGACCAGUAGGCCUACACUCACUACAAAUACAGCUCAAUACAGCACUAAAGUGUUAACGGGCGGAGUGGUCGGCCUGCCAGCGGAAGUCACGACUUCAGUGGUUCCGGUCUACAAGAGUGGGACCCAGUCACAGGCCGUGUCUCCAAAACUGUGUGCGGAAGAAGUGUCUGACGAAACCCAUCAUCUACAGAGGUUUAUUUUGAUAGGAACACUAGCAGGAGUCGGGGUGGUGGCCAUUGUGUUCGUCAUUACUUCGCUUGUUUUGUUCACCAAGCUCUUGAGUCGAUCCCGUCCGCGUGGGAACGGUCUGGUUCGUUUCAUCAAGGCGGAUCGUCUGGACAGCAAACCUGUGGUGAUGGAGGUGGAGUGCGUGGAACGAUCUUCACCCCGUUUCCAGCGACCUUCCCGAGCCAACCGCAGGACCAACAUCGUGUUGACCGAACCCCGAGACAGAGCCCUAUCCGUGCAUAGCUCCGAGAGUCCAAUUUACGCGAUGCCUUACAAACAACCAGCCAUUCGAUAUGGUAGUGCGAAACGCAUCAAGAACGGUCAACACCGAGUGAUGAUUGUCGAAGAUCCGCCAUGCGUAAAAACGGCUGAAGUGACAGAUCCCGUCUCGAGUAAACGUGGAUCGUUCACUGUCGAGGAAGACAUGCUCAGCUUGAUUUCUGGUUGCACGGUGACAAGUAGCGGAGUGUCCGUCAGUGACGGCGACACGGCAGAUCUGAAGGAGUUGAUGAACAGUCUAAGGAGAAACAGUUCUACUUCUCAUCCAGCUGUGAUUACUCCAAAGGUACCAAGUGUCAGGGUGCGAGCUGAAAUGCGGCGCCCGCGAUUCCCGCCGGAUGUCGCCACAGACCCCAUUGUGCGGCUUCCUUCACACACCCCUGACGUCAGUAGUCACAUUGCCGCCAACCUGUAUGUAAACAGUAACAACAACAGCAGGGCAGCCCAAGAUGGCGGCUAUGAACUCUGUAGGCCAUUUCCUGUGUCUAAUGAUGACUAUUCGAAUAACGCGCUUUAUGACACAUCUGCAGCAAAAUAAAUAAUCAACUGCCAACUCAUAUCAAUAACAGACAAAUAGGCAUAAAAUUCUCCAAAUAUUGUCAUCAGCUUUUAGCCAGAAUACGACGACAGUGGCCCAUAUUAUCCUCGAAGGCGUGGAUCCGAUCCUUAAAUGUGCCUACUCUUAGCCCCUUUUGGCCUUAAAAAAGUGGUCAUCCUUUAGCCGAGCAAUCACGCAAGAGGUCUUUGUUCCAAUUAGUUUUGCAAGCCUGGUUUUGUGCUUCAGGGCCAAGAGGUCAUUUGAGCAUUUGACAAAGGCCAAUAUAGUUCCUAUCAGGUACAUUGUAGGAACAGCCUGACUUUCUCCACACUAUUGGGUAAUACUCAUUACCAUCGCAUAAGUAAAGUCUGUGUAUGAAAAGCUUAAAAAGUAAAAAUAUAAAUAAAUAUCAUAA
This is a messenger RNA of Liolophura sinensis, 2449 nucleotides long. RefSeq lists its product as uncharacterized. The record is from RefSeq and is a predicted model, not a curated record. Bases 1 to 2034 code for a protein of 677 amino acids. NCBI's taxonomy places the organism in Eukaryota, Metazoa, Mollusca, Polyplacophora, Chitonida, Chitonidae. The transcript is spliced from 9 exons.